Molecule: messenger RNA, 2300 nt
Organism: Paramuricea clavata
Lineage: Eukaryota; Metazoa; Cnidaria; Anthozoa; Malacalcyonacea; Plexauridae
Source: the annotation of a GenBank genome assembly
AUGGCGGAUUUUAAGGCGCCUUCUGGAAGCAGCGUUACAAGGUAAGAAAAGUGCUAUUUAAUUUUAAAUAAAGCAGAAAGUUUGCGCUAGUUUAAAACUUUAAAGUAUGAUGUAUUUCUCUGAUUUUGCUAAAGAGUUGCAAGGCGAAAUUAUGGUGUAAAUAUUGGAACAUUUUUCAAGUCGAAGUUCAGAUCAGACACUGAUCACUACAUCAGCUUAUUAAAAAAGACCCUUGACCCUUCUCUUCCUUACAUUUUUCGGUCAUUCAAAAGCUUCUAAUUUAUCACAGAGAGAGAGAGAGCUACAUUAUUGUGGAUUUUUAUAGAUCCAUCUAAACUUGAACAGAUUUAAAAUGUUGUCGUCCGGAAAAAUUUUUGGUUUGUCGGAAAAAUUUUUCGGUUUGUCAGAAAAGUACUGCUCUUGGCCCCCCAAAAAAACAUGGGUCGCACGGCGCCCCUGGAGGAUACAGGAAAUUCUCGAAAAAUAAGAAAAAAUGGGAAUCCAGCUUUUAGAAUCUCUUGUGAAAAUAUGUUACCCCUUUAUCAUUACAGCAGCAUCUACUUGGACCUCAUAGUUGCUCAACUGUCAAACAUGAAAAUCGCUAAUUAUUUAACGCUAUUUGUAUUUAUUUAUUAGAUCACAAGCUAGGAAGAGAAGAGUUGUUGCUGGCCAGGUAUGAGAAAGUCAACAAUAUCUCACCAAGUCAUUGUUGACAGGUUACGAAUCUAUAGUCUAAUCCGAAUUAACAUCCUCAAUUUUCCAUCUUGCUAUCUACAGAUGUUUGCCAAAAAUCGACCUCUAUACUUAGUCUAUACUUAAUAUAAAUUUUAUGUUGUUUGGACAGUUGGGAUGCGAGCUACAAUGUUUUGAAAUCUUACAUGUUCCUAUACAUUUGAGAGUUAUAGCAAAAACUAAAUUUUCAGAGUGCAUUAACUUGUAACCCUGACUGUCCGAACUACAUGAAAUUUUCACGGGUCAAUUUCUGCCAAAUAUGAAGAUGACAAAUCGAUAACACUUGGAUCGGAGAAUGGUGUCAUAUGAAUUGUUGUUUCAGGAAGAAGAAAAUGAUGCAGGUUUUCGUUUCACAAGACGAAGUAAAAGACUUCGAGAUCAAGGACAAGUAUGUACAUAUUCAUCAUACAGUGAAACAAAUAGGGUUUGAAUUAAUGUUGUGCUGCAUUGUGGAAACACCAUGUAAAUUUAUUACUGCAAAGCUUUUGAUCCGUAAGCCCGGAUCUUCAUCAGUGCUAAUAACAAAGAUUAGAUACCAGAAAGAUGCGCCACUCGACAUAUUUCCCUAAUGUUUGCAUGUCCAUAAUUUUCACUUACUGCCAAAAUGGCGGCGAGACUGAUGGAUUUUACUAUUUAGAGACUGGUGGCGUUGAAUUUGACACUUACUGGCAAAAUGGUGGCUAUAAAAAAAUCUCGGACAUAAUUUUCACAGAGUGGCGCAUCUCUAUAGUAUCCAAUCUUUGCUAAUAAUAUGUGACUUCGCUGAUUUAAUUCACACACUCUUUUUAUAUACAAAAGUGUCGUGAUCUGUUGGCUCUCGUCAUUUGAAAUUUAAUUAAACAGCACAUCAACCACAUCAUUUCAAACGUAGUGAAGUGAUUCCAAUUAACAUGCGCGCAUCCAAGACAAGAGAAAUUAAUUUUGCACAUUAAAGAAAGCACGCCACAUACUAUCUAGUGGCUUUCCAUAAAAAAUAAUUUGGAAUGUUUUUUUCUAUAACUAAUGGUGUGAGAAAAAAAUUUUCUAAACCUAAAUUUUGCAGAUAUUGGUAAAAAAAAAGGGUUUUACCCAUGUUUUAACAAGAAGUUGUGCGGGAAAAAAAUUUUUGAACCUUAUUAACUUAAUUUAACUGAUGUUAGUCCGGAAAAAUGUUUUUGACCAUUUUUUUUAACGUCCGGAAAAAAUUUUACACCCCUCGCUCACUAACAUUUUUGGGAAAAAUAGGGCCCCGAAAUAGAAAUUUGCCUUGGGCCCUUGAAUUUCUCUGAUAGUCCCUGCAAAUAACUAUACCAAACAUUGUGUUUGCAAGGUCAAUUUACAAAAUGUUAUUAUUUGGUGAAUUAUGUUUCUUUUUAUUCAAAUCCAAGGCACAUAAUUAUGUAGUCUGACAUGCAUAGUCUCAACUGAUCAAUUUUAGACUAAGACAUCCAAUGUACCUAAAGAAAUGUCCACAGACAACGAAAAUGCCGUAAAAGAAGCAAAAAGAAGGAGAUCAAGUUUCAUACGAGGAAGGAAGAUUCAUUCGCCAUUGGAAGUUUGUCAAUCAGAAAGACUAGCAGCUGUUCAAG